CGAAAAGUUAUCGUUAGGAAAGGGCACGCGGCAAGUCGACUUGCUUUUUGCUCCUGAGCGCCUCGUUUUUUGUUUCGAGUAGAGCUCCUUUGUUGACCAUAUAUCGGAAUCCCGCACACUUGUCACGACCUGGAGUCCAUCAGCAAGGAAACAAUGACUGGCGACGUGGCCGAUGCUGCUGUAGCGAGAGAUGAGACAACCGAGGUGGAAAAGGAGACUCUAAAUGGGCUGGUUAACGGCGAUGAUCACAACGAGGAGAACGAAUCUGCCGUCGAGGAGAAGGGCGUUGAAAAUGCUCAGGUGAAUGGAAAGCACGAAGAGGAGGAAAACGUCGCGGAGGUGGAGGAGGAACAGGAGGAUGAGGAGGCUUCGACAUUGGGUUCUGGCGCCGUGAAAACCACAGAUACAGUCACUGAUCCUGACCCGCAACCCGUUGUCGACCAAGCUCCUACUCCUCCUCCAACAGUAUCCCGGACACCGUCUCCGGAACCGGAACCAGAGGUACUUCCCGUCCUCGCGACAGGACUUCCCAUCCGGUUUCAAUCCCUCCAAAAUGUACCCCACCUGCGUCGGUCUCCUAGUGCGCCAAGUUUUAGUGCCUCGACCCCCACCUUGACAGAUCGAUCGGCACCUGAGCUGCGUACAACAGAGCUGCCAACCUUUGCGACUCCCAGUCCUAUGAGCGCUACACGGAUGCCCAAUAUCGGGGACAUGGGGUUGGGGUCCAGGGUAGCGCCAAACUUUCCCUCGCAAAGAAUGGAUUCCUUUUCUUCGAGUAUGCCUUUGAGUGAAAAUUCCAAGAGCAAGCAGUUUAAUCAGCGGUUGGAUUACAUGAUCGGAGAGUUUUUUACGCGCCAAGUCGCUAAACUCGCUACAAGUACUCCCGAGAGCGUCGACAGGAUUCACAAAAUCUUUACCCAGCGUGUGAGAGAAAAGCUGGGACAGCAGGUCGGUAAACAGUGGGCCCAUGUCACUGCUCAACCUGAAGUGGACGAAUCGGCCAAAGAGAUUGAUGCCAUGUACGACUACUUUUCUCAGUUGGAAAAGAUGGUCGAAAAGCAGCGAAUGGCUUUGCAACAGUUGAAUGAGGUUGAAGCCGAAUUGUCGCUGUUCUAUCAGCAAAAGGGGUACCAGGAGCGGGAUGAGGAGAUUGGGAGGAACUUGGUGCAUUUGGGCGUUGCGUAUCACCAAGAAUGCAAGGAGCGCGUUCCUGUGAUUGCGUCCUUGGAUUCCUACCUGAGCUUUAUCAAGAUUUUCAAGGCAAAAGCAAUUGCCGACUCUCGGGAUACGAUCAAGAGCCAGAAAACUGCUCGUCAAGAAUUCGACAGUUACGCCUCCAAACUCGGCUACCUCGAAGAACGCGCCAUCAAGGCGUCGACAAGACCACCUACGCCGACAUUUCUCUCCUCCCGUUCAAAAUCUGCUGAAGAUACAGCCAAGUACCAAGAGAAGGAAUUGGACCAGACGCGAUGUCGGUUCCAGGCUGCCAAGACGCGGUACCAGGUGCUCAGCACGCAAGUAAUCGAUAAGGCGGGCUUGCUAGAGAUGAAGCGGGGUGUGGACUUUGGAGCUCAUAUUGAGAGAGUUGUUGAUGCGCAUGAUGCAUACGCUAGGGGUCACGGACAUACAGUUAAUGACCCUUAUAAGCGUGUUGAAGAAGAGAAGCGUGUUGAAGAACAGAAGGUUGAGAACGGCGUAGCGGACUCUUAGACGGAGUAAAAAGGAUGAUGCAGAGGGAUGUAUAUAUAUUCUCUAUGGGGAUGUGGACAUUGUAUUUUCUUGUCUUGGAUUGUUUGGGUUUAUGGAGGCAUGAUCUUUUUUUAUUUUAAUUUCUUGGUGUUGUUUUUGAAUGGACGUGCCCUUUCAAAUGGGUUCACAAGUUAUAAUUUCACAGACCAAGGUUGCAAUAUUUGUUACAGAAAA
Molecule: messenger RNA, 1923 nt
Organism: Spizellomyces punctatus DAOM BR117
Lineage: Eukaryota; Fungi; Chytridiomycota; Chytridiomycetes; Spizellomycetales; Spizellomycetaceae
Exons: 7
Coding region: 154-1710 (518 amino acids)
Molecular function (GO): protein domain specific binding
Source: RefSeq, a predicted model, not a curated record